GAAAUGCUUGCGUAUGCUUUCAAAUCUUAAAAAACAUUCGUAAAAUAUGGGAAGUGAUGUAGAUACCACUAUACAAAGUGGCACACAAGAAGAGGAUGACGUCGAUUGUUUUUUUCUUCAGCCGUCUUCUUCGCCAUAUAACAUAGCAGAAAAAGUUCAACAGGCCAAUAUAGAUUUAUUUUCUUCCAGCCCAUGUCCAACUAGUUGUAAACUUUCUAAAGUAAAAUUUAAAGAUGAUUUAUAUUCUUUUGAACCAGAUUUAACAGAUGAAGAUGUGAAUAGCAUCGAAAGUGAUAAUAUUGAAGAUCUGGAACAUGACAACCAACUUAUUUGCGAGUACAAAACUGUGAAUAUUUCAGAUAUUGAAGAAGAAGCGGAAGAUGUGGAAGAUGAAGAGAUUAUUGAAAGUAUUAAUGCAGAUUGCAAUGAAAUUGUAAUAAACAAUAUUGUUAAAAGUUACGAGUAUCGAGCGAAAGUGGAAAAAGAAACAUUCGAAGAGUUGAAAACCGAUAAUUGUAAUAUUAGUAAACACUCUUCAAAAAGAAAAAAUAAUGGCUCGAAACAAAUAAAGCACAUUCAAGAAGUACAAUGCAGAAAUCAUUGCAUUGAUAAAUUAGACUUUGACCUACCAAUGUAUAUUAAAAAAUUAGAAAUUCAUGAAAAGGUAGCCAAUCUCCCACCGCUACAAUUGAUUCAAAGGAAGUGCUGUGAUGAAUUGAAACAAAAAAAUCUCCCAAAUUAUAAUGGCCUUAGAUCGGAAUACGGCUUGAGUUCUAGACAAUUGGAAAAUCGACAAAAACACAAAGAGUUAUUAAGACUUAAGGAACAGACUAGACAAAAAAUUCUUGAGGAGUAUACGAAGCGAAAAAUGCAACAAAAUGAAGAAGUAUUUUGCCAGUGGUUGAAACAAAUUGCAAAGAGAAGAAAUGAAACACAGAAAAUUGACAAAAAUAAGUUUAGACACAAAAAUAAUUUAAAAAGAGUCAAACAAUUGUAUAGCCCAUCAGUUAUCAGUAUGCCGAAUAAAACUACAGGAAGAAUGAAGGAAAGGCCUAAAACAGCUAAUGAAUUUGUACCCAAAACUCAAAUUAAAAAACCUCGGAGACCUUAUAGUACUUCAUCAACUUGUGUAUACAUCGAGGUUCCUGAAAAUUUAUUAAAGAAAGGAAUUAACAUAGGGGAUUUGCUUGUGACAAAUUCCAAACUGCUCUCUAAAAAAGUGCAUAUUUUAGCAGUAAGUUAA
Molecule: messenger RNA, 1243 nt
Organism: Diorhabda carinulata
Lineage: Eukaryota; Metazoa; Arthropoda; Insecta; Coleoptera; Chrysomelidae
Exons: 2
Coding region: 47-1243 (398 amino acids)
Source: RefSeq, a predicted model, not a curated record